AAAUGAUGCAAAAUUUCAUUAUAAAAAAAGCUGUUCAAACAAUAACAACAACGAUGGAUUUAUGACGACAAUUCCAAAAACAAGUAGUUUUGAUAAGUUUAAGAAACAACAACAACAACAACAUCCGAAACAACAAUCACCAUCAACAUCAUUAACAUCAUCAAGAAGUUUUAGUUGUACAUCAAUAAAAUCUAAUUCAUCGAUUACAAGCUUAAAACAAAUGAAAAGUCAACAACAACUUAAAUCAUUAUCAACAAUAAUGUUUGGAAAAAAUCCACCGGAAGAAAUAUCCAAAUCAAUGAAAAAUGAUAUUGAUUUGAAGAAAAUAAAAAACAUUAAUUUCAAGAUUAUCAAAGAUAAUCAGAUGUUAACUUUUCUUGCAAAAUAUUAUCAUAGACGACCACGACAACGACGAUAUCCACCGGUAAGUUGAUGAUUUGACUUUUAAACUGAUUUUGAAACUUUUUCUCUUUUUUUUCGGUUGAAAUAUUAAAGAAAAUUAUUGAAAAAACAACAAAACAAACAAAAAUCAAUCAUCAAUUAAUG
This is a messenger RNA of Dermatophagoides pteronyssinus (European house dust mite), 546 nucleotides long. RefSeq lists its product as uncharacterized. The record is from RefSeq and is a predicted model, not a curated record. Gene Ontology annotation, biological process: response to starvation. Lineage: Eukaryota; Metazoa; Arthropoda; Arachnida; Sarcoptiformes; Pyroglyphidae. Gene Ontology annotation, molecular function: calcium ion binding; cis-regulatory region sequence-specific DNA binding; DNA-binding transcription factor activity, RNA polymerase II-specific. Gene Ontology annotation, cellular component: nucleus.